AUUGACACGAGUUAUGUGCACUGUUUAGAACUGGAGAAUAAUUAAAGAAGGGGAAAAAAAAAAGAACGCCCACUAAAUAAAAUUACAAAAGCAGGAUUGAUUUGGGCAAACACCACUAAUUUCGCCAGAGCAAUUUAAACAACAAAAUAAGAUGCUUCAGGAAAAGUAAGAAAUGAAACGAUGAUAGAGGUUACAGCAAAAGUAGUGCGAGGUCCAGUAUAUUUGACGGGCGAAUCAGUUGAAUGCUACAUUACGUUUUCAAAUACCCCAGCACCUGUCCAUAAAAGAUCACAGAGUAACAGUGAUGCAUUUGAGAGCCUUGCAUGGGCAAGUGCACAGAUUCACUGCCAGUGCACCACAAACAGCAAAGUCACGUAUCCAGAUGAGAACUUGUUCACAGCAGAGGAACUUUCAACUGCCAACACUGAUACAUCAUUUGCUCCAUGUAGAGGUGAGAGAGGCCAUGUUGUGCUGUCCACAAAGCCAAGAAUUUUGUUCUGUGACCUGCGACUGUCUGCAGGGGAGAGCAAGUCCUAUCUAUACAGUGAAAUGCUACCCAGUGAGGCUCCCCCAUCAUACCGGGGCCAGGCUGUCAAGUACUCAUAUAAGAUCACAAUUGGCAUGCAGAGAGUGAACUCCCCCAUCAAGCUGCUGCGGGUGCCACUCAGGGUGCUGGUUGUUAAUGGCUUUCAAGAGGCCUCACUCUGUGGCGACAGUGAAGAACUUGCCCCGAGCAAUCCAUUCCUUCAGAUUCAGCAGAAGGAAACACUGUUUGAUCUUGCCAUGCAGGCUGUCCAGACCCUGACAUCAAAGCGGAGCCCAAACUUUUACAACAUCACUAAAUCCCAGGGGAAAGUGGUACGAUUCUGCCUGUUCAAACAGGCCUACAAACUUGGGGAAGACAUCGUUGGGACAUUUGACUUCUCUGAGGCAACAGUACCCUGUGUGCAGUUCUCAGUGGUACUGCAGAGUGAAGAGGAAAUCGCACCAGGUUGCCGGUCCUGGUCAAAACAGGGCUCUGCAGUAGUCUCAUACACAAAGUACCAUGAGGUGUGCUUAAGUCUGAAGCACUCACAGCUCAUCCUGCCCAUUCCACUGCAUGUAACUCCUGGCUUCACCACUGAUCUUGUUACACUACGGUGGAGGCUACACUUUGAGUUUGUGACUAGCAACACACACCUUAUACAUGAACUGCCUGCAAGGGACCUGGAAAAUGGAAAUAUAUGGGGGGGACCAGCAAGGUUGAACAUUGAGACAAUGGUAUGGAAUCUGCCCAUCAAGAUCUACCCCACGACACCAUUGCAGAUCUCUCAGGGACUACAGACACAGCUGAAACACAGGCUGGCAGUCUGAGUGGUUUGUAGCAUCGGCGUUCAAGGGAUGGAAAUGACAUCAUGAGACCUCAGGACAUUAUCUGCUGACUUCGGAACCCUUCCUGUGAGAACUCCAUGGAAAUGAACUCAUCCAGGAAUUUUAAUUCUGAAUGUGAACAAGUUAUUAUUGAGCAAACAGUGAUUCCAUGUUUAUGUGUAGUACAAUAUCCAAAGGCAUCAAAUUAAAGUACCAAUCUUGAGUAAACAAAAAAGUGUAUUGUUUUUGAAACCUAUAUUGUUUCUUCUGCCUCACCUUUAGUAUGGAACAUGAUGCUCACAUCCCCAAAGUUGUUAAAUGUGAAAGCUGAGACAACCAGAAACUGAAAAGUGAUUCAACUCCAAAAGAAUAUUUUCACAUCCUUUUACUGGCAGGGGUGAGCCAGAUAAAACUACAGUGUAGGCUGUACAUUGCUGACCCCUGUUUGCACUACAGUACACUUAUUAUAUUAUAAUGUAUUUACCUUUCCCUGUAUAGUAUAGUAUAGUAUAGUAUUUAUUGCAUUCAAGCAAAUCCAAUUACAGGCCAACACCACUGGACACAGAACAAGUCAAAUAUCUUCAACAAAUGCUCCAACAAUGGAACUAGUCAACAUAAAA
Cryptotermes secundus is the source of this 1970-nucleotide messenger RNA. RefSeq names its product RAB6A-GEF complex partner protein 2. The record is from RefSeq and is a predicted model, not a curated record. Bases 181 to 1353 code for a protein of 390 amino acids. Lineage: Eukaryota; Metazoa; Arthropoda; Insecta; Blattodea; Kalotermitidae. The transcript has 9 exons. Gene Ontology annotation, cellular component: Golgi membrane; Ric1-Rgp1 guanyl-nucleotide exchange factor complex. Gene Ontology annotation, biological process: retrograde transport, endosome to Golgi.